Fusarium sp. VM40 is the source of this 2652-nucleotide messenger RNA. Lineage: Eukaryota; Fungi; Ascomycota; Sordariomycetes; Hypocreales; Nectriaceae. The record is from the annotation of a GenBank genome assembly.
AUGGGUAUUGGCAGCUACUUCAAGGCGGAUGUUCCGCCUCCCAUGUCCGUGGGGCCGGUCCCCAGAAGGCCCAGUCACCGGCCUUCGGUCUCUCUUCAUGCACCCAUCGAGGAGAAGAUUUCUCCCGCGGCUGCCGUGGAGCUACACUCCGCAGCUGGACCCAAGUUCACAGCAGGCCCUCCAUCUAUUGCAGUUUCAAGCAAAUCAGGCAACAGUAAUCUUCUCGAUGACAUAAAACACGAGGUCAUGGUCAAUUAUCUGUACCAGCAACAGUGCUCUCAACUCUGGGUCGGAGAUGGUUCCGGUGAAAUCGAAGGUGUUCUUCUUCGCAAAUCUCGUGGCCAGUAUAUGGCCUGCCCACCUCAGCUGGGACAAUCUCCAUUCGCUAUCGCCUGCACAGCACUCAAUGUCCAGUGUGCGAUGACGGUUAACUCCCGUGUCAUCAAGACCUUCCUUCAAUGGUCUCCCGACGCCGUCGAUGUUCCACUUAUGAACGGGCUUCGUGUACAGAUUCUACCUACAGUCAAUGAUUUACCGCGAGCUCGCAAACAUCAGUUUGCGGCUUUCAUUGCUUCAGAUGGGCUUCUAGUGGUCUGGGAUGACGAUGCCCUUAACUUGAUGGCUCGUGCUAAAAUCAUCGAAUCAGAGCUCAUGGAGCUUGUAUGGAACUCGGGUCAAGCAAUAGACGAGGACGAGAAGGAUUCCGCCACCGAGGUUGAGUACGAGAUUGAUGAGGAGAGCGGCGAGAUCAAGCCUGAGGCUCGACCAGUCCAUCUGCAAAAUGCUGUCCUUGUGUCUCUCACUCUCCUCAUCGUCAUGGCCUCUCUUGGUGCCGCCUGGAGACAGCUCGCCGUCGAGAUAGCUAUUGAUGGUGACUACAAGCGCCUUGGCCUCGUUGCACUUUCCCCCAUCCAAGUCUUUUUCUCUCUUUUCUUUGCUCAAGUUAUCGUUGGUUGUUUGGCACAGAUCUUCGGCCCCAUCCGCCAAUUAACCAUCAACUCCAAGUUCUAUUCGGCUCGUCCACCUCGAAGACUCCAGGGUGCCACUCUGCCUCACAUCAGUAUUCAAUGCCCCGUCUACAAGGAGGGUUUGAACGCUGUUAUUCUACCUACCGUCAAAUCCAUCAAACAAGCCAUGUCAACCUAUGAACUCCAGGGUGGUUCUGCCAACAUGUUCAUCAACGACGAUGGCCUUCAGCUCGUCAGUGAGGAAGAGCGUGACGCCCGUAUCGACUUCUAUGCCGAUAACAGCAUCGGAUGGGUUGCACGACCUAAGCAUGGUGAGGAUGGCUUUGUAAGAAAGGGCAAGUUCAAGAAGGCUUCAAACAUGAACUUUGGCCUCAUGAUUUCUUGCAAGGUUGAAGAGCGCUUACAGCUUCUCCAGCGCCCUGCCGACUGGAGCCAGGCCGAUGAGGCUCUUGCUUACGAGCAGGCUCUCAAGGAUGUUCUUGAGGAGAACGGCCGAGCCUGGGCUGAUGGAAACAUCCGUGUUGGCGACUAUAUUCUCCUCAUUGACUCUGAUACCCGUGUACCAACUGAUUGUCUUCUUGACUCAGUCUCCGAGAUGGAGCAGUCACCUGAAGUUGGUAUCAUGCAGUUCUCGUCUGGUGUCAUGCAAGUUGUACACACCUAUUUCGAGAACGGUAUCACUUUCUUUACUGAUCUUAUCUACACUGCCAUUCGCUUCACGGUUUCCAACGGUGAUGUUGCCCCCUUUGUCGGACACAACGCUAUCCUUCGCUGGUCUGCUAUUCAACAAGUCGCUUACCAAGACGAGGAUGGUUAUGACAAAUUCUGGUCCGAGAGUCACGUCUCUGAGGAUUUCGACAUGUCUCUUCGUCUGCAGUGCAGUGGCUAUAUCAUCCGACUUUCAGCUUGGGCUGGUGAUGGCUUCAAGGAGGGUGUGUCAUUGACCGUGUACGAUGAGCUUGCUCGAUGGGAAAAGUAUGCUUUUGGCUGCAACGAGCUGCUAUUCAACCCCAUUCGCACUUGGCUUUGGCGCGGCCCUUUUACUCCCCUCUUUCGUCGUUUCCUCUUUUCCAACAUUCGUUUCACUUCCAAGGUCACCAUCCUUUCGUACAUCGGCACCUAUUAUGCUAUCGGGGCUGCCUGGAUUAUGACUACUGCCAAUUAUUUCUUGAUGGGUUGGUUCAACGGAUAUCUCGACAAAUAUUACCUUGACUCAUGGCAGGUGUGGUUCUCCAUCAUCCUUGUUUUCAACGGUCUGGGUAACCUUGCACUUGCCAUCAUGCGAUACCGCUCAGGUGAGCGUACUUUGGGUUAUGCUCUUUAUGAGAACUUUAAGUGGACUCUCAUGUUGGCUCUUUUCCUCGGUGGUCUUUCUCUGCACGUCAGCCAGGCUUUGUUGGCACAUAUGUUCGAGAUUGAUAUGAGUUGGGGCUCCACCUCCAAGGAGGCCGAGUUCUCCAACUUUUUCAUCGAAGUUCCCAAGGUCUUGAAGAAGUUCCGAGUCUCUAUGACGUUGUCUUUACUGGCCAUUGUGGGCCUGAUCAUCAUGGCCACUGCGGACUUUAUUCCUCACGAUUGGCAAAUCAAUGACUUUGUCGCAAUUCUGCCCAUGGCUACUGUAGCUGGAAGCCAUCUCCUGUUGCCAUUGGCACUCAACCCUGCCCUGAUGACCUUCUCUUGGUAA